UUGAUUGUUAGUCUACUCGUUAUUGAUUUAGUGUUUUAUAUCACUUGUCAGGUUGAAGUUCUACAUGAUGAGCCAGCACCUACAGUGCCUGACUCCUUUCCUCCUCAAAAACUCGCAUCUCCUUGCCCAAUUGCAGAUUCCGCAAGCUCCACUCACUCCCCUCUAGUAUACGACCCCCAACUCGUCACCGAGUCCAAUCUUAUUGAUGCCUUCCAAUUACCCUCCUCCUCCAUUACAUUCCGAAUUGGUGAUGUAGUGUGGGGCAAAUUGAGCGGUUGGCCAUGGUGGCCUGCUCGUAUUACCCGUCUUUGUCUUCGCUCACCAUACUCCUGCAUUGCUCAAAUUACCUGGUUUGGUACCAACGAAACCAACGAAUUGUCCUGCGACAAAAUCUUGCCCUUCCUUGCUAAUUAUGAGAAGAAGUUAGACAAGCGGAAAUACAAACAGGGGAAACAGAAUUCCUACAAAAAGGCCAUUGAUGCCGCUAUGACUUUAGCUCAACCACAAGAUACUCAAUCGUCGGCAGUCGCCGAUAUUGCCAAUCAAGAAGCAACUAAUGGAGACGAUGCUUCUGAAACCCUGUUUCCUCCUGAGAUUGAACCGGAAGAGCUCAGGCCAGAGUUUGAAGAAAUUCUAGCUCAGAGAAUGGCCAAACCCUUCCAAAUCAAGCUCUUUAUUGAAGAUGAACAAGCUUGUGUGUACAUAUUACUGUGUUCAGAUUUCUUUCCCUUUUUAUAA
Messenger RNA from Rodentolepis nana, 738 nucleotides. Lineage: Eukaryota; Metazoa; Platyhelminthes; Cestoda; Cyclophyllidea; Hymenolepididae. The record is from the annotation of a GenBank genome assembly.